CGCAGUUCUGCCAUCACUCAAGAUGGCUGCCCCCAUCAAGAUGACCGGGGUGUGCCGGGGGGAAAGGGGCAGCAUGAUGGUCUGAGACGGGCUAGUGCCGGGCCAUGUGGAAGAUUCGGGGCCUGGGGAGCUGGAUGAUGGGGGGUGGGGCCCGCGCGGGGUAGAGGAGGAAGAGCAUCCUUUCCCGGGCUCAGCCCGGCCCCUCCCUGUCCUCUGGACUGAAAUGGGGAACACCUUGGGCCUGGCCCCGCUGGGGGCUUUGCCCCGCCGCAGCCCCCGUCGAGAGGAACCUCUGCCCAAUCCCGGGAGCUUCGAUGAGCUGCACCGCCUGUGCAAAGAUGUGUUCCCAGGACAGAUGGAGGGAGUGAAGCUCGUGGUCAACAAGGUUCUGAGCAGCCAUUUCCAGGUGGCUCACACUGUGCACCUGAGUGCGCUGGGCCUGCCUGGCUACCACCUCCACGCGGCCUACGCAGGGGACUGGCAACUUAGCCCCACCGAGGUCUUCCCCACUGUGGUAGGGGACUUGGACAGCAGCGGCAGCCUCAACGCCCAGGUCCUGCUCCUCCUGGCAGAGCGGCUCCGAGCCAAGGCCGUCUUCCAGACGCAGCAGUCCAAGUUCCUGACGUGGCAGUUUGACGGCGAGUACCGGGGCGACGACUACACGGCCACGCUGACCCUGGGGAACCCUGACUUGGUCGGGGAGUCGGUGAUCGUGGUGGCGCACUUCCUGCAGAGCCUCACUCAUCGGCUGGUGCUGGGAGGAGAGCUGGUUUAUCACCGGCGGCCAGGCGAAGAGGGGGCCAUCCUGACGCUGGCUGGGAAGUACUCGGCCGUGCACUGGGUGGCUACGUUGAACGUGGGGUCCGGCGGCGCCCAUGCCAGUUACUACCACAGGGCAAACGAACAGGUUCAGGUCGGAGUGGAGUUUGAGGCCAACACCAGGCUGCAAGACACGACCUUCUCCUUCGGUUACCUCCUGAGUCUGCCCCAGGCCAACAUGGUGUUCAGAGGCCUGGUGGACAGUGACUGGUGUGUGGGUGCGGUGCUGGAGAAGAAGAUGCCGCCGCUGCCCGUCACCCUGGCCCUCGGGGCCUUCCUCAACCACCGGCGCAACAGGUUCCACUGCGGCUUCAGCGUCACCGUGGGCUGAGGCGGGGCUGCCGCUGCGGCCGCGGAGCCAGGUGCCCCGGGGCCGGAGACCGGGCCCUCUCCAGGGCCCACCUUGCUGGGCGACCCGUGGGCCCCAGGGGCAGAGGUGGGGACAGGACCAUGCCCUCCUCAGAACUGGCGCUGCCACGAGGGAGCUGAGGAGGCAGUGGUCUGAGGACCCCCCUGCCCCCGGCGUGUGCCCGCUGCCCACACUGUGGCUCUGGACUGAGGGAGAAGGGCUAAGGGGUCCGUCCGGCUCAGUUGUCUCGCUCACACCCCCCUUCUUCGUGUCCCUGUGGAUUGAAGCCCCUCCCCUCUUCCCCUUCAGAGCAAGCCACUCCGCAUGGGACGAGCACCCACCCCGUUCCCCGUCCCAGGGCUGUCCAAGGCCAGGAUCCAACUUGACCUCAGAAAGUGGGGCCACGCAUUCGAGAAGGAGCUGCCUCCUCCCCUGUCUUUUGUGCUUCCAGAGAACGACGUUACCCCCACGGCCGCCCCCUGCACCCCCACGACUGUGUGAAGAGGCAGUUAUUGCCGUAGUCGUUCCUUGGGACCGUGGGGCUCCCCUUCUCCUGGCCCCAGCCUCUGGCCCCCACGUUGGCCCUUCCCAGCCCCGCGUGACCAGGUGGGCUGGGAAGGCAGCUGCAGAUCUCCUGGAGCAGGGGCAUCCUGGCAGACAUCCCUGGCUGUGCUGGACCUGGUGUCCAUAGGUGCUGUUGAUGCUCUGGGGCACGGCCAACAGGCCCAGCAGCUUUGCAAACAGAAACCUUCGGAGGAAGAAAUAGUGGGGUCACAGGGAAAGGAAGGAAAUACAGCGACUGAGAGUGUUAUCCUGCCCCUCACCCCCCAAAUCGUCCAAACUGCCCCUCGGUGAAGCUAGGUCUGACCACAGAGAAAACCGUGUUCUAGGGUGACAGGUUUCUCAGAGGUUCCAAGGGUCCCCAAGGGGCCUCUGACACUGUCUUCGCUCACCAUGCUGUGUUUCUGGAACCCAGAGCUCUGAGGGCCCCGUGAGGAGGAAGCCCCAGACUCGGCGAGAACUUCGACUGUGGGAUCUGAGGGUCUGGCUUUCUAGAGGAGGUUCUAGAAGGUGGGUGUGUUCUGUGGUCUAAAGCCUCCUUCUCUGGGCAGACUGGCUUGCGGAGGGUGGGCCGGAGCGGGGGCAGGGCACUCAGAGGCGGGAGAGACGGAUGCUGAGCCAGGGGCCUUGGCUGUGAAGCUGGGAAUGAGCGUCACCUCGAGGGCGUGAGAAAUGGGAGGACUGGCCCGGUGAAGAGGAAGGAGGCAAAGGCCCCCGAGAGAGAGCGCGUGAAACCUCUGGAAACGCUGCCACCCAUCUGGGGAGGUUGGAUGGGGGAGGGGAGGGUGCCAUCAGCCUCAGGAAUGCUGCGAUACAGACUGAGCAACUACUUCGCAUCUCUACUGAAUAAAAAACCUGGAAAAAGCGAGCUG
Messenger RNA from Phyllostomus discolor (pale spear-nosed bat), 2601 nucleotides. It is a transcript of the gene TOMM40L, whose product is annotated as translocase of outer mitochondrial membrane 40 like. Gene Ontology annotation, biological process: protein import into mitochondrial matrix. The transcript has 10 exons. NCBI's taxonomy places the organism in Eukaryota, Metazoa, Chordata, Mammalia, Chiroptera, Phyllostomidae. The coding region runs from base 224 to 1150 and encodes 308 amino acids. Gene Ontology annotation, cellular component: mitochondrial outer membrane; mitochondrial outer membrane translocase complex. The record is from RefSeq and is a predicted model, not a curated record. Gene Ontology annotation, molecular function: transmembrane protein transporter activity.